AUGCCUGAGCUUCUGCCUAGAGCUACUCCGAUUGCAAAGUCCUCAGCCACCAAAGCUGUCCCAACUUCGAGCAGCCGACCCCAGACCGGGGGUCCCUCACUAGGACAGCAGCAGCAAAAGGGACAAACGCCGCUACAGGCACAAAAGCAGCAGCAAAAAAAUAAACAGGAAGUUUCAUUGACCGACAGGGCGCGGACUCCGCUUCCAGCCAAAAGUAAUAGUACUGCGCCUCCCAAAGAGUCUCAACGGACCUCAAAAUCGGAUGCAUCCAGAGGCUCUACAGCAAAGACGGUUGAAGACCCUUCUGACCGAGUGGUCGUCAACUAUCAAGGACCGAAUAGAUUCUACUCUUUCGCUGAGAAGGAGAAGAUGUGGGACUACGUUAUGAAAAAUGUGAAGCUUUCUGCUGGCACUAAGAAGCCUGAGGUGAAGAAGCCUGAGGUGAAGAAGCCUGAGGUGAAGAAGCCUGAGGUGAAGAAGCCUGAGGUGAAGAAAUAA
This is a messenger RNA of Diaporthe amygdali, 498 nucleotides long. RefSeq lists its product as uncharacterized. The coding region runs from base 1 to 498 and encodes 165 amino acids. NCBI's taxonomy places the organism in Eukaryota, Fungi, Ascomycota, Sordariomycetes, Diaporthales, Diaporthaceae. The transcript has a single exon. The record is from RefSeq and is a predicted model, not a curated record.